GGUCGACUCGGAUUGGGUCCCAGAUAACUGAUACUCGUUUUCGGCGUCGUCACCACCGGAAUUCAUUAUCUUUCGUUUACUAACGUGCGGUAGCUGGAGCAGGUGGAGAUGGAGGCGAAGCUGGUGUUCGCCAUCAACGGAGAGCGAUUCGAGCUCGCCAAGGUCCAUCCCUCGACCACGUUGCUGGAGUUCUUGCGGACGCAGACUCCGUUCACAGGGGCCAAGCUUGGGUGCGGCGAGGGUGGGUGUGGAGCUUGCGUUGUUCUUCUCUCUACAUAUGAUCCAGUUAGCGAUCAAGUCAAAGAAUUCAGUGUCAGCUCGUGCUUGACGCUUCUCUGCAGCAUCAAUUUCUGCUCGGUUACCACCUCCGAGGGACUUGGGAACAGCAAGGAUGGCUUUCAUUCGAUUCAUCAGAGGUUUGCAGGCUUCCAUGCGUCCCAGUGCGGCUUCUGCACUCCUGGCAUGUGCAUGUCGCUCUUUGCGGCCCUCACCAACGCCGACAAGAGCAGCAGGCCUGAACCUCCCAACGGGUUUUCAAAGAUUAGAAAAUCCGAAGCCGAGAAGGCUGUCGCAGGCAAUCUUUGCCGAUGCACGGGCUAUCGACCCAUUGCAGACGCUUGCAAGAGCUUUGCGGUCGAUGUGGAUUUAGAGGAUUUGGGUCUGAACACAUUCUGGAAGAAAGGGGUAGAAGACGCCGACAUCAAUAGACUGCCUCGUUACAGCAGAAGUGCAAUCUCUACAUUUCCUGAUUUUUUGAAAUCUGAGAUCAAAUCUUUACUGGGUAGUUUAGAGAAUUCAAAGGAUUUUGGCUUUCCAGAGUGCCAUUGGUAUCGACCUUCUGGAAUUGAAGAACUCUAUGCGCUUUUGGAUUCCAAUGAAUUCGAUGAAAGCCGUGUGAAAUUGGUCGUUGGUAACACAGGGUCUGGUGUUUACAAGGAAAAAGACCUGUGUGAUAAGUAUAUUGAUCUCAAAGGGAUACCAGAACUCUCCGUGAUCAAGAGGGAUGACAGCGGGAUUGUGUUUGGAGCUGCUGUACCAAUUUCCAGAGCCAUUGAAGAGCUGAAUAAGGGAAAAGAAAGAAUGUUCCAAUCCAAAGAAAGUUUAGUCUUCGCUAAGAUUGCUGAACAUAUGGAUAAGGUGGCUACGCCAUUUGUUAGAAAUAUGGCAAGCUUGGGUGGCAACCUUAUUAUGGCACAAAGAAAUCAAUUCGCGUCAGAUGUUGCUACCAUUCUUCUUGCUACUGGAUCUACUGUGUGUCUUCAGAUGCCUUCGAAAAGGCUUACUCUUUCCCUGGAGGAAUUUUUACAAGGACCUCCAUGUGAUGACAGAACCAUACUUUUAAGCAUACAUAUUCCUUGUUGGAGUUCCACAAUGGGGUCAUGUUCUGAAACAAAUCAACACACUAUUUCUGCAUCUACAAGUGAGCCCAGCAUCCUGUUUGAGACUUACCGAGCAGCUCCACGCCCUCUCGGGAAUGCUGUUUCUUAUCUGAACUCAGCUUUCUUGGCUAAUGUUAGCAUGGAUAAGAACUCUGGGGAUUCUGUUAUGCUUGAUCUAAACUUGGCUUAUGGUGCUUAUGGCGGUGAACAUGCUAUCAGGGCAAGGGAAGUUGAGAACUUUCUGAUUGGUAAAGUUCUCACGACCUCAGUUUUACUUGAAGCUACAAAAAUACUUCGGAAAACUAUUAUUCCAAAAGAAGACAUUCCUCAUUCAAACUAUAGAUCAAGUCUGGCAGUUGGUUUCCUAUUCAAGUUUCUAGGACCAUUGGCUAAAGAGUUGUGUGUGUCUGAGAAACACUCGCAUGCUGAUACUUCUGGUGUUUUCGAACUUACUGGACAUCCUGAUGGCAAAAUCAAUGGAACUGCUGAUACAUUAGUUCAGAGGGAAUCAAACUGUACACUAACCAGUAGCCUUGAUGACAUCUUAUCUUCAAGGCAGUCAAUCCAAUUUAGCAAGGACUACUAUCCUGUUGGUGAGCCUAUCAAGAAAGCUGGAGCUGAAAUUCAAGCCUCUGGUGAAGCAAGAUAUGUGGAUGAUAUUCCUUCUCCAAAAGAUUGUCUGUAUGGAGCAUUUGUAUACAGCACAAGGGCUUUGGCUUACAUAAAAGGAGUCCAAUUUAACUCUACGCCGUCAUCACAGAAAGUCAUUGCAUAUAUCAGUGCCGGGGAUAUUCCAAAAGGAGGCCAAAACAUUGGACUCGAUUGUCUGGAUUUAACAGAAGUUUUACUUGCCAACUCUCUGACAGAGUAUGCUGGUCAGGCACUUGGCAUUGUGAUUGCAGAAACACAGAAACUUGCUAAUAUGGCAGCUAAACAAGCAACAGUGAAGUAUAGCACUGAGAACCUGGAACCUCCCAUUUUAUCAGUUGAAGAUGCUGUUAAAAGAUCUAGUUUUUUUGAAAUUCCUCCCUUUUUUCGUCCUCAGAAGGUUGGCGAUUCCUCCAAUGGCAUGGCAGAAGCUGAUCAGAAGAUUCAUGCAGCUGAGGUGAAACUUAGUUCUCAGUAUUACUUUUACAUGGAAACACAAUCAGUUCUUGCCAUACCAGAGGAAGAUAACUGUAUUCUGGUCUACAGUUCAAGCCAGUGUCCUGAGGUUGCACAAAAGACGAUUGCCAAAUGUCUUGGCAUACCAUUUCACAAUGUCCGUGUGAUUACAAAAAGAGUUGGGGGAGGUUUUGGUGGGAAAGCUGUACGGUCAGUGCCGGUUGCAACUGCAUGUGCUCUUGCAGCAUUCAAAUUGCGGCGCCCUGUUAAGAUGUAUCUUGACCGCCAGACGGACAUGGUGAUGACGGGCGGCCGACAUCCUAUGAAGAUAAACUACGAUGUUGGUUUCAAGUCUGAUGGAAAAAUUACAGCCUUGCAUGUAGAUAUACUAAUCAAUGCAGGCAUAACAAAUGAUAUUAGUCCAAUCAUUCCACUUAACACUGUAACAGCACUAAAGAAGUACAACUGGGGUGCUCUUUCUUUUGAUAUCAAGCUUUGCAAGACUAAUGUCUCAACAAAAUCAGCCAUGCGAGGACCAGGAGAAGUACAGGGAUCAUAUAUCGCCGAAGCCAUUAUCCAAGAUGUAGCAUCCUUCCUCUCCAAGGAUAGUCAUUCUGUUAGAAAGAAAAAUCUCCACACGUACGACAGUCUCAAGCUAUUUUAUCCAGUCAGUGCCGGUGAUGUGCUGGAAUAUACUCUACCUUCCAUAGUUGAUGAUUUGACUUCAUCUGCAAGAUAUUUUGAACGACUUGAAAAGGUACAGCUUUUCAAUGACUUCAAUAAAUGGAGAAAACGAGGAAUUUCUUGGGUGCCAGUUAUAUACCAAGUUACGCAAAUGCCAACACCAGGGAAAGUAUCUAUUCUCAAUGAUGGAUCAAUUGUCAUUGAAGUUGGAGGGAUUGAAUUAGGUCAGGGGCUGUGGACAAAGGUUAAGCAAAUGGCAGCAUUUGCCCUUGGACAAUUAUGGGAUGAUGGAAGCCAAAAUCUUCUGGAUAAAGUGAGGGUCGUUCAGGCAGAUACACUGAGUUUAAUUCAAGGAGGCAUAACUUCUGGGAGUACCACAUCAGAAUCAAGCUGCGCAGCAAUUAGUGAGUCCUGCAAAAUUCUAGCUGAUAGACUGAAGCCUGUUAAGGAAAAUUUAGAAGCACAAAUGGGCUCAGUUUCAUGGGAUAAUCUGAUUGUCCAGGUUGCUAGGCAAUCUGUUAACUUGUCAGCGCAUGCUUACUGGGUUCCUGAAAGAACUUCUAGUAUUUAUCUUAACUAUGGAGCUGCCAUGAGUGAGGUGGAGAUCGAUGUUCUUACUGGAGCUACUACAAUUAUGAGGACAGACCUCAUUUAUGAUUGUGGGCAGAGUUUAAACCCUGCAGUGGAUUUGGGACAGAUUGAAGGUGCUUUUGUUCAAGGAAUCGGUUUCUUUAUGUGUGAGGAGUAUGUUGUAAAUGGCGAUGGACUAGCAGUUUCAGACGGAACUUGGACAUACAAGAUCCCGAGUCUUGACAUCGUUCCGAAGCAGUUCAAUAUCAAAGUGUUGAAAAGUGGAUUUCAUGAGAGGCGUAUUCUAUCCUCAAAAGCUUCUGGGGAGCCACCUUUACUUCUUGCUGCUUCAGUUCAUUCUGCAAUCAGCGAAGCUAUAAAGGCUGCUCGACUCGAGUUCCUUGCUAUCAACAAACUUGAUGGAUCCCCCUCAUUCUUUAAGUUGGAGGUACCCGCAAUCAUGCCGGUGGUGAAGGAGCUUUGUGGACUUGACAACGUGGAGAAGUACUUGGAAAACAUAGUGUCUGCUCAACGAGUGGAAGCUUAAUUAACAAGGGCAAUUCUUGUGUCGAUGUAGUAUCGAAGAUUAAACGAGGUAAAGGAGUUGCUGUGAUCUCACAACAUGGACUGUAUUUCGAUAAUGCAUGGAUGCCAAAAACUAAGAUGGGUAAAACUAAAACAUGCCCCCAAAAUAAUGUAAACAUGUUGAUGAGGCCGAAAUGCAGCCCCACGUGUCUCAUAUGGUUAAAAGUUA
Molecule: messenger RNA, 4491 nt
Organism: Zingiber officinale
Lineage: Eukaryota; Viridiplantae; Streptophyta; Magnoliopsida; Zingiberales; Zingiberaceae
Product: indole-3-acetaldehyde oxidase-like
Exons: 10
Coding region: 109-4284 (1391 amino acids)
Molecular function (GO): FAD binding; oxidoreductase activity; 2 iron, 2 sulfur cluster binding
Source: RefSeq, a predicted model, not a curated record